Epinephelus fuscoguttatus (brown-marbled grouper) is the source of this 4419-nucleotide messenger RNA. RefSeq names its product 5-hydroxytryptamine (serotonin) receptor 2A, genome duplicate a (gene htr2aa). Gene Ontology annotation, biological process: G protein-coupled receptor signaling pathway, coupled to cyclic nucleotide second messenger; chemical synaptic transmission. Gene Ontology annotation, molecular function: G protein-coupled serotonin receptor activity; neurotransmitter receptor activity. NCBI's taxonomy places the organism in Eukaryota, Metazoa, Chordata, Actinopteri, Perciformes, Serranidae. The record is from RefSeq and is a predicted model, not a curated record. The transcript is spliced from 4 exons. Bases 172 to 1704 code for a protein of 510 amino acids. Gene Ontology annotation, cellular component: dendrite; plasma membrane.
GCUUUGGCGAGGCCAGACUUCAAGGAUGAGAAACCUGCAACAGUGUCCCCCAUCGCUGCGGCUUCAAAUGGAUUCUAUAAUCAGAAGAUGAGAAGAGAAGGAGACUGAAAACAUGCGGCGGUCCUGAGGCGUUUCUGUCUCCGGCUGUGACGGUGUCACCGAGCCGACACCAUGAACCUGCGUGGUGGGAACGUGUCAGAGUUGAUCUCUAACACAGUCAGAGCCAUUACCACUCUGGAGUCCAACACCUGGUCUCCACGUGGACUCGAGGAAAACACCCUGCGACUCAACAACGUGACAAACUCGGGGUGUCAGGGAAGUGACAUGGUUCGUAAUGGCGUUGACGCGCAGUUAGGGAAUGGGUCAUAUCGUAACGUUGGAGUUUACAGCGAGGAUGGUGGCAGGAUUUACGGGUCUCAGUGUCCUCAACAAGAAAUGGCGGUGGAGAAGAACUGGGCGGCGCUGCUGAUCUUAAUCGUCAUCGCCGUCACGGUCAUGGGCAACAUCCUGGUGAUCCUGGCGGUCUCUCUGGAGAAGAAGCUGCAGAAUGCCACUAACUAUUUCUUGAUGUCCUUGGCAGUCGCUGACAUGCUCCUGGGCAUCCUGGUCAUGCCGGUCUCCAUGGUGACCAUUCUCUACGAUUACGGGUGGCCGCUGCCCUCUGACCUCUGUCCCAUCUGGAUCUACCUGGACGUCCUGUUCUCCACGGCGUCCAUCAUGCACCUCUGCGCCAUCUCUCUGGAUCGAUACAUCGGCAUACGAAACCCGAUCCACCACAGCCGCUUCAACUCCCACACUAAGGCCCGCAUCAAGAUCAUGGCGGUGUGGACCAUCUCAGUGGGGAUCUCCAUGCCCAUUCCUGUGCUGGGACUCAGAGACCACUCCAAGGUCUUCAAAGACGGCAGCUGCCUGCUGACAGAUAACAACUUUGUGCUGGUCGGCUCCUUUGUGGCCUUCUUCGUGCCCCUCACCAUCAUGGUCGUCACCUACUUCCUGACCAUCAACGCCCUGCAGAACGAAGCCACGCUCUGCCUGGACCAGCUGGUCCCGCGGCCCAAAUGGAGCACGACGUUCACGCUGAGCUUCUUACCACAGACCUCGCUGUCCUCUGAGAAACUCUUCAGACGCUCAAUUAGCCGCGAGGCCGGCGGCAGAGGAAGCAACAGUGGCCUGGGAGGCGCUCGGGGGAGCGUCUCCGGCUCGCUGUUUGGACGCCGCACCAUGCAGUCCAUUAGCAACGAGCAGAAGGCGUCCAAGGUACUCGGGGUGGUGUUUUUUCUCUUUGUGGUCAUGUGGUGCCCGUUCUUCAUCACCAACGUGCUGGUGGUGGUGUGUGACCCGGCGGUGUGUGACGCAGCACUCAUGGGAGGCCUGCUGAACGUUUUCGUGUGGGUCGGAUACUUGUCCUCCGCAGUCAACCCGCUGGUCUACACACUGUUUAAUAAAACAUACCGAGCAGCGUUCCUGCGCUACGUCCGCUGCCGGUACCAGCCGGAGAAGAAGCCUCUUCAGCUCAUACUGGUGAACACCAUCCCACCGCUGGCUUACAGCUCCACCCAGCUGCCCCUGGGCGACGUCGGGAAGUUACGAAACGGAGUGACGCAUUCUGGUGGUGAAAUGAAGGACUUCUCUUUACCUGGACAGGAAACAGAGAAGUGCAGGUCGGAUAACAGUCGCUGUGACAAGGAUGAGAGCUGCGUGUGAAUAAACACCAAUGUAACGGUCGAUCCUGUGAAACUCACGGAUCAGAUAAACUUCUGUGGUCACAUCAUAUGUGGGAGCGAGGUUUAAAGUCAAAGUGCCAAAGACAAAGUGCCUCCCAGUCAGCGGUUUAGAAACUCUGAGGUCAUGAGCUCCCCGACAUGUCAAGAAAAUAAAAAUAUAGUUUGAAUUUGUACAUUUCACUGCAGUCAGCUUCUGAUCCAUGACUCACCAACAGAGUCUGUAUCGGUUUAGUGAAGUUUGUAAGUUCCCUAUUACAACACAAACAUCUUUUGAUCACCCAAAAUUUGUUAAUCAAUGCUUGCGUCAUGGAUUAAACGAGAAGUGUGUCAGAUUUAGGGGGAUUAAGUGGUGUCUAACAGUGAAGAUUGCAGAUUGCAACCAGCUUAAACUUCUCCUGGUUAGAAUUCCUUCACCGUUCAGGAAUUAUCCACAGAGGUCUCUUCCUCUCUAAAACAAAUGGACCAGGUGAUUUAAGGCGGCAUCUGAAGAGUUGGACUGAGAACACGAUGGGUCACCUUUUUUUCCCCCUUUGAUAACACAAGAUCCAGACAAUCAGGAGGUUUUACUGGGAGCUGAAUUAUCCACAAGGUCUCUUCCUUUCCGAAACAGGCAAUAAAAAUACAUAAUAAGGUAGUUUCACAUGGAAAAACAUCAGUGUCUGCUCCCUAUGUAGGUGUAAACGGCUCAUUCUAAAAGGUAAAAAAACAACAACUAUUUUUAUCUCUAGGUGAUUAUAAACUAACGGAAACAUACUUAUUAUAUUAUGUUGCAUUUCUGUCAAUAUAUCCCCUUAAAUCCUGCACACUGGAGCUUUAAAAUCCCCAAAAAGGUUUCAGAGUCUUCUCCACACUGCCAGCAAAACAUAUUUGUCAAGUAAUCUUUUAAAGAUACUAAGUUGUUCAGCAUCUUCCAAUCUGAGAGCUAAACGAGAUGAGAACGAGGAACAGUCCAUGAAAAUGAUGUGAGACGCUCUUUUGCCGGUACAAAAGUGACAGAAUUUACCCACUUUAUAAACUCUUUGGACAGAAGGGUAAAAAAAAAAAAAAAGUUUUUAUAGAUUCUUCACAUUAUUUCAUUUUUCACGGAUGCUCAGCUGCAGUGACCUCAGCUCCCCCCUCAUUUCGCCGGCUCCUUGGCAUCAGUCAGGUGGCCUUUACCUCCCAUCAUACCUUUGGGUGGAUCAGCGGGGAUUAGACUGGAUUUUCUGCCACCUUAUCAGAUGUUAGAGUCAGGGGAGGAAAAUCCAGGAUGAGCCUGAAACACCGGGACUCCAGACUCUCACAGAGGUCAGAUAAAUAAGGGAAGGAAAGGCUCCUGCUGCUUCAGUAUUUUCUGUUGAAAAUAACAGAGAAUAAAUAUUCUGUCUGAAAACAUGUUACAGAGAGACGACGUAAAUAAAUCUAUAUUUGUAUUUUGUGCAGAUAUAUGUGAAUAAAUGUAAAUGAUUGUUGAGGUUUUUGUUAUUUACAAGUAGGAAGGGGAUACCUGAUGAUGCAGUGUGAAGAUUGUAAAAUGAGAUUACAUUGGCAGGAAAUGAACUGCAGAUGUUUCCACUGUAAAAGUCACUUUUCAUUGUGUUCCUCUCAGAUUACCAGUGCACACAUUGGCAUCAGUUCUCCAGAAGCAUUGAGGUUUCUCCUUCAGUCUUUACAUGUUGUAACACAUGGUUGCCACAUCUUUUAAAGUUUAUUUCAAAUUGUGCUGAUAUGGAUCUGUUGUGUGAGACGGGGGACCUGGAGGAAGGUCAGACGCUGGAUUAAAGCACGAAGGUUGUCCUGAACCAUGGAUGUAUUAACAUGAUGUAGCUCAGAUCAGAGGAAGACUUCUUAUUAAAACAGUUGUAGUUGGAAUUUGAACACGACAUGAAUUUUAGAUGCUGCUGCAAACAAAGUCAAAAGAAAAACUUGGAUGCAGCACACGUUCAUUCACAAACACCGACUGUGAAAAACAGUUUGCUCUACAAAUGAUCAUAAGGAGCCCUGUGGAGUUUUCUUCUAAAUAAACUGGAGCUAUGGUCACACUCAGUGAUGUUCACUAAUUCUGGAGGUCUAACAAGAAAGUUGAGUACUUUUCUUACCUCAUAAAACAUUUGCAAAGCCAUUAAAAAAAGUUUGUGUGUUUCCACCCAUCUCUUUAGCCAGCAGUCGUCUUCCCUCUCUCUCUCGACACACUCUCACUCCAGCCUUGUCACAUAGACGUUUAGUCAUGGACUUUCUACGUCCACAUACAACGUGCAAAGUACCCUGGGUGCCUUCAAAAUAAACACUACAUUAGUAGAGCACUGCACAUUGACGAACAACACAUGGUUGGGUUUAGAGAAAAAGAACAGGGCUCGGAUUUAUAAUCUCACAGGAUGUGAACACCACUCUCACAGGUGGAAGUCUGUGUUUGCUGGACCCAUUCACCACCCAUCCCACCCAUCCCACCCACCCUAGUCAGACUUUUGCCACCUUAUUUUAGUUCCUGUGCUGUCACCUCUCCCCCUGACUCUGCCGGGUGCUGUUAAACUGUAAUGGUGACUGGCUGCGUAUCAUACUGACCUUAAAAGGAGUCAGUCACUGCCCCCGCACUGGAUUUCGACGACUUCAGAGUGAGACCAGGUUGCAUUGAGUUGUUUUUUGGAAUGUUGCUUCCCCAUACUCUGAUCUUUUACUGAAGUAAAAGUAGUGCUACUAGAGUGUAGCAGUACUCAGU